CAAAUGUGUAAGUUAGCUCAUGUUUCUUCUCAUUGUUCUAGCAGCUUUGUUGCAGUGUCGGUUUCGGUGUUUUGGAGUUAUGUUGAAAGUUGGAAAGCAUGUUUGUGUUACUUGUACAUGCCGUCGUGCGAUAAAGCUACUUUUUUCAGGGUCUGAACGUAGAAGGUUGUCAUCCUUGGCAUGUGGCUGUGACAGAUAAACGAGAAACAACAUUCCUGCCUCAUUCCAUCUUUUUAAAUUAUUUGACCAGUUAUGGAAGUACCAGAAAAAAAUAGCAAUUUUCACAUUGAAGACCACCAUUCUCCACCAUCUUUAAAUGAAAGUGAAGAAGAUUAUUUGAGAACAACAUGGGGAAAGCUUGGUGUUGGACAAGAUGGCUAUCUAGAUCAAUCUCAACUAGCACUCGUGUGUGAAUGUAUCGGAAUGGAGAAACUGUCAGAUGAGGUUAUUGCACAGCUCUUUGACAAACUUGACCUCGACCACGAUGGUCGUAUUAGCUUUGGCGAAUUUCUGCAUCUUUUCCAAAAUGUGAGACCGGGGAAAGGGGAUGGACCUCUAGAAUCCGAAAACUAUGAGCCAAACAACUGGGAGAUUGGAUCUACGAAUCGGAAUAACGGGUCGCUGGUGCGUUCCGAACUGCUCAUGAUGCCCUCUCAGUCAACCAUGGCUCUAUUUUCCAAUAUUGAUCCAGCUGGUACAGGAUUUGCAACUUACGAUGCCACGGUCGAGUGCCUCCGUUCCCUGGGCGUCGUUCAUGCGUCGUCCCUCCUGGAUGCUCUCAGUUUCCGCCAUCAUCCGUCCAAAAGACUUUGCCUUCGCGAACUCGUCUGCGCCCUCCAAGAAGAAAUGAAUGCUGGAUUGGAGAAUGGUUUGCUGGCCAACAGUGGACCAAGUGGCGCUGCUUUGCACGCGGGAGUUCUACUCAUACAACACGAGCUUUCCGCCGUUCGACUGACGGUAGAACACGCCAGCCGCGAGUGUGAAAAACUCCGCAGCGACUUACAAGAGGCUAACCAGCGGUCGUCGUUGCUGGCCCAGGAGGUGGACGAGAACCACGCCAAACAGGAGACGAUCCGACGGACACAAUUCAAGCAGUUGGAACAGCGACACGCCGAUCAGCUGCGUCUGGUUCAGGAAGUCGCUCAGGCCGAUCGCGAUCAGCUGGUGAGUCAGCUCCAGAGAGAGCUGGAUAAACGGCAACAGCAGCUGUCGCAGUCCAAGGAAGAGGAAGCACGGCUCAAGGAGUCGAUGCAAACCAUGAGCGAGGAUAACGCGAGACUGUCCGCCGAAAACGCCAAUCUGACAGAAAAACUUGCUAGUUCCGAAAGGGCCAACGGUCGUCUCAUCCAGGAGCUGGACGGUGUUUCUCUCAUGGCCGAAUUAGAGUCACGCUGCGAAGCCUUGGAAGAGAGCCAGCGACAUUCCCUCACCGAACAGUUGAACCGCAUGUCGGCCGAAAAUCUUCAACUGCGGGACCGGACGGACGAACUCUCAGCUGAAAUCGAAUUACUCAGAGGACAGUUGGCAGCCGCAAGGACCGAGUGUGUCGGAUUAGGUCCAGCUUGGCGUUCAGAGCCGACAAUGUCUGGUGCUGUGAAACGUCGCAACGGCGAAGAGGAGGAAUUGGGAAUGGAAGAUCAUGUGGGCAAAGUCCGCAAGAAGGAGGCGGGAACGGGACACUGCAGUUCAGAGGAAUCGCCUCGUCCAUUAUCUGACAAUCAAAAUGGAUGGAAAGAGGGGGCAAACAAUGUGAAUAACGAUCAGAGCUUGGCAGCCCAGUUGCAAGAAGUCAAGCAUCAAACGUCGUCCGGGCCUGUCGUUAACGCUGGUGGAUCUACCAUUAAAGAACAGCUGAAACGUGUCUUUGAAAAAUUGCGUCUCCAAAUAGUCGAAGAAUUCUUAGAGGGCAACGAUAGUGUGGCUACUCUCCAGAAUCAGUAUCGCAACGUAUUGGUUCAACAAGAGGAGCGACACGCCGAGGAGAAACGUAGUUUAAUCGAGUCACACCUGCUCAAGCUGUCCGCACUGGAAGCUCAAUUAGCCGAAACGCAAAUUCGAAACGAAGAUCUAGUCCAACUCCAAACAGUCAUGGAAGCUGAACACGAAAUGGAAUUGAAGGAGGUGCGCCAGCAGCUCAAACGCGUCCAUUCCAAGGACUCCAAACAGGAAGAAUACCUGCACGUACAGCCAGAACUAACCCCUCUGUUUCAACUACUACGGGAAAACUUGACCGAGGCCCUGGCCGACUUGGACGCCGCUCUGGAGAAAGAAUUGAGCCGUGACUCUGAACACGACUCGGCUCUGCAGUCGGAAGAGAGUUCGACAAAAGUCGAAGAACUGGAGAAACAGUGCAAAACGUUGGAAAACGAACUCGAUUCCGUUAAAGUUGAAAUUGUAAAGAUAUUGAUCGACAACGAGGAGCUCCGCCUAAAAGUGAGACGACAACAGGAAGAAAUGGAGAAAGAACUAAAAGAGUCGGAAGAGCGGAUGGAAGAAAAAGUCGAGUUUGAAACAGCGUUACUUCAACAGCGGAUAAAGCAGCUCGUUCGUGAUCUCGAAGAUGAGAAACAGAGAAAUCAGGUUGAGAAAAAUGCAUUAGAGGAAGAUCGACGUGAUUUAGAGUCCCGAUUGGAUAUGCUCCGGACGGAAUUCGAUCGACUUGAUGACUACUGGCAGUCAAAGUUAGACGAGGAACGAGAAAUCUACGAUCAAGAACGGGAUUCGACGGAUGAAAAGUUCCGAUCACUCGAGAUGAAAAUCAAAGAAUACGAGGAGCUUCUCGGACAAGGUGAUACAUCAAGCACGAGUAGCCUUUCGACUAUAGAAGAACGGGCCAACUGGGAAAAGCAGCUGAAUGAUUUAGAGGAAGAAAGCGAAGCUCAAAUCAAACAAAUUGCGCAGCUCGAAGCGCAGCUAGAACAAAUGCAGAAAGAAAAAGAUCUAGAAACGAUCAGAUCCCGACAAGAAAUCGAUCAGUUGACGGCCGAUCUUCAAUCGACGAAAUUGCAAUUAGCCGAAGCGAUUGAACGAGAAGAAAAAUUGAUAAUUAAAUUGGAAAAUGUGCGUGAAUUGCUGCCUGCGUCCAAGUCACCUCCGAGUCCUCAUUCAAAUCGACCUCUAUCACCGACACCGAAGCCCGGUAUCCUACCCCCUGGCUACUCCCCGUUGAAAAGUAAAGGCUGGGCCAAAAGUCAACGAUCACCUGCCUCUCUUUCACCUUGCAAGUCUUUCGAGUCAACUAUAGAUGGCGUAGACGGUAGACAGUUGAGGAGAUCUCCAUCACUAAACAGCGGAACAUCUGAGCCUCACCGAGCUUCACGUGUCGAUAUAAGCGUUUUUCAAUCUCUCAACUGUCGUUUGAAGCAGCAAGAGCAGCGUUGCAGGGAACUCUACUAUGCCCUGCAGUGCCAAAAACUUCGUACAGAACAAAUCUUGUUUGAUACCAAGGCUCAACACCAUGCGGAGAUAACUACCCUGGAGACGAUGAUGAAGACAUCUGAAGAUGCAUUACGUCAGAUGUCGCUUCAACAUAAACAAACGAUGGACAAGUUGGCUUCAUCCGACAUGCUAAUCAUGGAGCUUUACACGGAAAACUCUCAACUGUUGCAAGCGCUGCAUUUGCAAAACCUGUCCCACAGCACGGCAUCUGGACUGUCUAUGUGAUUUUAUCUGUUUUUAUCGAACGACUGCAAAUUCCGAUUUCAUCACAUCAUCUUUCGUCUUCAGUGUAUUUGCGAAACCCAGAUUGUGAUCAAAAUUCUCAGAAAACUCUUUGGAAAUUUUGAAUGAUGAACUUUGUAUCGAAUCGUACUUUUUUUUAAAGCUAUUUACGACCUACAAAAUCCUAUUUCUCACCAUAAUUUAAUUCAAGAUCACAGAAAUUGCUCACUAUCUCCAUUGUAAUUACAGCCCUGUACCGCUCGUCAAUUUCUUUUAAUCAAAGGCAACUCUUUUUUUUUUAAUAUCGAAAGUGCACAAUUAAUAAUGCGAUUUUUUUUUACAAAUAUAAAUAAAUGAAUAAAAA
Daphnia carinata is the source of this 4024-nucleotide messenger RNA. Its product is annotated as ninein-like. Lineage: Eukaryota; Metazoa; Arthropoda; Branchiopoda; Diplostraca; Daphniidae. Bases 253 to 3663 code for a protein of 1136 amino acids. Gene Ontology annotation, molecular function: calcium ion binding. Gene Ontology annotation, biological process: microtubule anchoring at centrosome. Gene Ontology annotation, cellular component: centrosome. The transcript is spliced from 21 exons. The record is from RefSeq and is a predicted model, not a curated record.